AUGUAUUCGCAGAUUUCUUGCCCUUUAAAGCUAGGUCCCUCAGAUAUUGACAUCAGAAGGGAGAUCAGUCGCUCAAAGACUUCCACGAUAUAUGAGAUACAGCUAGUUGGGAAACAAUAUGCUAUGAAGCUUGGGAGGUACACAAAGAAAGGCCGAGAUUUAAACCGCUUUCGCUGCGAAUUGGACGCCUAUCACAAUCUUCAUGAAUUCGGCGUUUGUGAUGGCUUUGUUCCGGCUUUUCACGGCUACAUCGAUCGAAUUGAUCCGUCCGCUUUCCACCCACCGCUUAAACAUUUCGUCGGCGAUAAAUUCCAACCAAGGGGGAUCCUUCUUGAGUACUUGCCGGGUGCGGAAAGACUAAAUUGCGAGAAUUAUUCGGAAGAUCGCUUUCGCGAUGCGGUUAAUGGCAUAAAAGAGAUUCAUGGUGCCUUUGUCCAUCACCAUGAUAUUUACCCGAAGAACAUGCUUGUUGUGUCUGGUGAACGUAUUGUAUGGGUUGACUUUGAUGUUGCGACAACUUUCAGCAACAUGGGUCCUCGUGAGAGAGCAUAUUGCGAAUAUGAAACGGAGCUUGUUAGGAGUUUUGGAAAACUUCUGAGUGAGGACAAGGCACAGGGUCUUCCUCCCAACACAAAGUAUUAUUGA
This is a messenger RNA of Penicillium canariense, 645 nucleotides long. RefSeq lists its product as uncharacterized. Gene Ontology annotation, molecular function: ATP binding; protein kinase activity. Lineage: Eukaryota; Fungi; Ascomycota; Eurotiomycetes; Eurotiales; Aspergillaceae. Bases 1 to 645 code for a protein of 214 amino acids. The record is from RefSeq and is a predicted model, not a curated record. The transcript has 3 exons. Gene Ontology annotation, biological process: protein phosphorylation.